Molecule: messenger RNA, 1341 nt
Organism: Glycine soja
Lineage: Eukaryota; Viridiplantae; Streptophyta; Magnoliopsida; Fabales; Fabaceae
Product: succinate--CoA ligase [ADP-forming] subunit alpha, mitochondrial-like
Exons: 7
Coding region: 105-1079 (324 amino acids)
Biological process (GO): tricarboxylic acid cycle
Cellular component (GO): mitochondrion; succinate-CoA ligase complex (ADP-forming)
Molecular function (GO): succinate-CoA ligase (ADP-forming) activity; succinate-CoA ligase (GDP-forming) activity
Source: RefSeq, a predicted model, not a curated record
UGAAAAGUAAAAAGUCCAAGAAGGAGGGGAGAUGGGUUUUGGUUUGGGAAGCAGCAGCAAUAGUUGAGCAGCGCGGAAAUCGCAUCGACGACUGAGACAUAAAGAUGGGAAGACAAGCCGUGACCAAAUUGCUGUCCUCGAUCGCCUCGCGCCGCCACGGCCUCCGCCUCUUCUCGGCGGCGUCGCCGGCGGUCUUCGUCGAUAAGAGCACGCGCGUGAUCUGCCAAGGCAUCACCGGCAAAAACGGCACCUUCCACACCGAGCAAGCCAUUGAAUACGGCACCAACAUGGUUGGUGGUGUGACUCCUAAGAAAGGUGGCACCGAACACUUGGGCCUUCCCGUCUUCAACACCGUCGCUGAAGCCAAGGCGGAGACUAAGGCUAAUGCUUCCGUCAUCUACGUUCCUCCGCCGUUCGCCGCGGCCGCCAUCAUGGAGGCCAUGGAGGCUGAACUGGAUCUCGUUGUCUGCAUCACUGAGGGCAUUCCCCAGCACGAUAUGGUUCGGGUUAAAGCAGCCCUUAACAGGCAGUCCAAGACACGUUUGAUAGGACCAAACUGUCCUGGCAUAAUCAAGCCUGGGGAAUGUAAAAUUGGAAUCAUGCCUGGUUAUAUUCAUAAGCCUGGUCGCAUAGGAAUUGUCUCUCGUUCUGGUACCUUGACAUAUGAAGCGGUUUUCCAAACGACUGCUGUUGGCCUUGGACAAUCCACUUGUGUGGGUAUAGGAGGAGAUCCCUUUAAUGGAACAAACUUUGUUGACUGCCUUCAGAAGUUCCUAACAGAUCCUCAAACAGAAGGUAUCAUUCUUAUAGGAGAGAUUGGAGGAACUGCAGAAGAGGAUGCUGCUGCACUAAUUAAGGAUAGUGGAACUGAGAAGCCUGUUGUUGCUUUUAUUGCUGGUUUAACUGCUCCCCCUGGCCGUCGUAUGGGUCAUGCUGGAGCUAUUGUGUCGGGUGGCAAGGGCACUGCACAAGACAAAAUUAAAACCCUCAGGGAAGCUGGGGUCAUGGUUGUGGAGUCCCCUGCCAAAAUUGGAGCUGCCAUGCUAGAUGUUUUCAAGCAGAGGGGCUUGGUUCAAUAGUUUGGGUUCAUUUAAUUUCAUCAAGUCAUUUUGGUUUCGAUUAUUUACAAACUGUUCAAAAUUUCUUGAUUCCCAUUGGUAAUGAUGGGCUAUUUUUUUUUUUUUUUUUUAAGUUACGAGAGGGGCAUUAAAAUAAAAUUCAAGAUGCUUUAUAUUUGCGGAAAGUUUGAUACAGUCUUUGAACUCAGGUUUUUCUGGCGUUGAUUUGUAAACACAAUACCUUUGCCAAUGAAUUUAUGGCAACUUCAAAUGCUUGAGAACA